Messenger RNA from Drosophila kikkawai, 888 nucleotides. RefSeq names its product ESX-1 secretion-associated protein EspK. The record is from RefSeq and is a predicted model, not a curated record. NCBI's taxonomy places the organism in Eukaryota, Metazoa, Arthropoda, Insecta, Diptera, Drosophilidae.
AUGGCAAGAUAUCCGAGUAACACUUAUUGCCUGGGCGGGAUUGGGAUCCUGUUGGUCCUGGCCCUGGGCGACCAGUUGGCUAGCGGCCAGUACCUUCCAUCGCCUCGAUUCCCUGGUCCCGUGGCGAUUCCACGACCGCAGAGAUCCCUCUUUGGUCCUGGUCCGCCUAUCGGUUGGAGCAGCGGCGGCGGUCAUGGGUGGAGUAGCAGCCCGAGCUUUGAAUUCAGUCAUUUGCCGCCAUCUUCCAGUCCGCACGUAACCAAGGAUGAGCUGCUAGCCCUGCUGGCUGCCUGGAAGGAUGUGGCGAGGCCGACUACACCGGCGCCAGCACCGGAGCCGGAGGACGAGCCAGAGCCCGUGACGACUGCGGCACCGCCACCGCCGGAAGAUGAACCGGAGCCAGAGCCCGAGCCCGAAGCUCCGGCACCCGAGGCCCCGGCGGGCCCACCGCCCGGCGUUCCGGUGACCGUUUCGCUGCCCGCUCUGGUGCCCAUUCAACUAGCCGCCAUGUGGCAGCAGCCAGGACCCGGAGCAGCGCCCGGUGGAUUGGGCAACUUGGGCUUGGCUGGCCUGGGCCUGGGCGGUGGGGUUGCACUGAAUAAUCUAGGAGGCGCAGCUACUGGAGCCGCCGCCGCUGCUGGUGGAGGUGGAGGGGCUGCAACCGGAGCCGCAGCUACAGCCGGCCGUACCCAGGCGCGGGCAAGAAUCGGAGGAAGGGCGCAAAGCAUCCGUUUCCCGGUGGCCAAUCCCCGCAGCUUUGCUUCGGGCAACUAUGUGGCGCCCAGGCCGCGUUACUACCGCGACACGGAGCCCAUGCGCUUCAACGUGAUGGCAUCGGCGCCAUAUCAGCAGGGUCCCGUGCAACUGGCGAGUGCCUACUGGCAAUAG